UCAGGAGUUCGGAUUCAGAAGAUAAGAGAGAACCCAGGAAAGGAAACAAAAGGUAAGACAUGCCCUGUAAGUGCAAGUAUCUUUCUUUCUCUCCUUCUGAUUUUAUCUAAAAUACUUACUUCUUUCUAAAACAAGACAUUCUUCCAUAUACAGCAUUUUUUUUUGCAGUAGUUGUUAACUCCUUAUAAAUUCAUAGAUAUCUCUCUUAUCUUUCAAAAAUAUAAUUUUUUAUGUUAGACUCACAUCACAUCUCCCAUGGAAGAACAUGCUACAAGUUCAAAGCAGGAGAAGAAGGAAGAUCAAAGAGAAGGAGAUCAACAGCUUGCUUCACUUGAUGUGUAUCUUUCUAGUGAUGAUUUGGAUCGUGGGUCGAUUGUAGAACUCAAUUUAUUAGAUCGUUUCGAUGUGGAUCGAUCAGAACAGUUCAAGCGGACCACAGAAGUGGAGCCAAGGGUAUUUUCAUGUCAUUAUUGUAAGAGAAAAUUCGAUAGUUCCCAGGCGCUCGGCGGUCAUCAGAACGCUCACAAGCAUGAACGAACGCUCGAGAAACGGGGAAAACGCAUUGCGACUCACUACCCACAUCAAUUAUCAAACAUGAAGGCUUUUCCUCUACAUGGUUCUUUUAAUAGAUCGCUUGGCAUUCAAGUGCACUCAAUGAUUCAUAAACCAUAUAUUGGAUUUCCAUAUGGACAUUUUGGACGGUUUGGAUCGAACAUGGACCACCAGCCCGUGAUCGGUAGAUUGAAUGGUGGUAGUAUUAAAGAGUCAUUAAUCGGUGGGGCUGCUAGGUUUGAUAGUGGUUGCAAUCUUUCGAUUUUAGAUCCGAAGAUGAUGUCUCAAGAAGAGCCAAGCAGUGGCUACUGGUGGGCUGCUGGUAGCAAUGUGAAAGCUAACCACAUGGAGAAUAGCUUGGACACAUCUCUCAAACUAUAAGUCUAAUUUUUAUUUCUUUAUUUUAAGUUAGUGUAAAUAGUGUUUUAGUUUUUUUUAUUUUUUUUAUUUAAGAAUUUCUGUGUUUAUUUGAGAUAUUUUUAUGCUUUUAAAUUUGGAUUUUUUGUA
Magnolia sinica is the source of this 1059-nucleotide messenger RNA. RefSeq names its product zinc finger protein 3-like. Gene Ontology annotation, biological process: negative regulation of abscisic acid-activated signaling pathway. NCBI's taxonomy places the organism in Eukaryota, Viridiplantae, Streptophyta, Magnoliopsida, Magnoliales, Magnoliaceae. The transcript has a single exon. The record is from RefSeq and is a predicted model, not a curated record. Bases 256 to 933 code for a protein of 225 amino acids.